This is a messenger RNA of Trypanosoma brucei brucei TREU927, 1503 nucleotides long. RefSeq lists its product as hypothetical. The record is from RefSeq and is a predicted model, not a curated record. NCBI's taxonomy places the organism in Eukaryota, Euglenozoa, Kinetoplastea, Trypanosomatida, Trypanosomatidae. The coding region runs from base 1 to 1503 and encodes 500 amino acids. The transcript has a single exon.
AUGAGCCGCUGUAACGUUGCUGCCUGCUUCUUUCCGCAGCAGUACGGAUGCGAAACAGAGUGCGGGUCAGAAAGUUUGCUGAGAGCGGUGUUGGGAGACAACGCGAAUCGUGUUGACUCUGUCAUGAACCACUGCACGCCCCAUUGCGUAGCUGCUGCCAUUGCCCGCUGUAUUCGAGAAGGACCGAACUUCCCCCAUCACCUGCACGUAAUCGCAGGUGUGGGGCGCUUCAAGGAGAUUAUGAUCGCUUGCCUCAUCGAUAUGAUCCCUCAGCCACUGUUCUCCAUAGAUGUGCCACUGCAGUGUAUGAUGUUUGCCUCCGAGGAGGGAUCCGUGGUGUGCAAACUUUUUGAUAGUGAGUCGAUGCCUUCUCUGCUCUCCACUGCAAAUGACAUGGAACAAAUUUUUUUAGUUUCGCUGAGGCAUGAGCGACGAAUGGUGACAAUCGUUGCGGUUGAGCAACUGUCUACCUCACUGGUUGCCUCCAUGCUGGGUUCUGUGUGUUCAAACAUAUGGGUGCUUUUAAGUGGACUUCACACAACCGAGCGGGAGAUGUCGUUGCUGAACGAGGCGAUGGCUAUACGCGACGCUGUGAGGGAAUUUUCUUCCGCUGUCGGUGCUGUUUCAACCGAGUUACACGUUGAGGAGGAGUCAUCGGCACAUGCGACACCGCCCGUAGCAGUGGAGGUGGUGCAUCCCUCAGCUCCUUCGUUGAAAGGUGUGGAAGAUAAUGAUACUGCUGUGGUUGUUAGCUCUGCUGAAGCGGAGACAGUUAGCGAUACACAAAGUGUUGCCCGCAGAUUAGAGGAAUCGCAGUGUGAAGUGAAUCAACUCAGAAAGAAACUGGAAGAAGCGGAAGACACAAUCCAUAGAUUUAGAGCGGCGGAACGGCGUGCAGAGGAAGAGAAGAAAAACUUGUCUCUGGCGGAGAGUCUAGCGGCAACUACUCCCGUGGCAACAAGUGAGCGCGCUGAGUCGCUCUUUUGCGAAGGUACUGGCGGGCUUGACUCGCAGAACUCCAAGGGGAAUGAAAACUGGGUGGGGGAACGGACGGUGGUGGCAACUCAACGUGAGUUAUCAGCUAUGCAGGCCAAAUUAAGUGAGCUACAAAGGUGCUUGGUUGAAACCAGCGAGGGGAACCUAGGGAGGGUAAGAGAGUUCCAGUGUCGAGAACUAGAAUGGCAGAGAGAGCUUAGAAGAAGGACUGAAGAACGAGACGUCGCACUGCAGGAAUGCGAAAGACUUAGGGGUGCCACACCAUGUCACGGAUCUCAGGAAAAAGUUUUCAGCAGAGCUGUUGAAACUCCCCAUGCACAUCAGGAGCAAGAGCUCGACAAUCUUCUGUCAAGGAUUAGGUCUAUUACGGCUGCUCAUGGAAAUGCUGCCCAUUCUGAGUUUCCAAUGCUCUUCUCGUCGCAGAGGAGCGCAGGAGGUGCUGGGCAGCCUCUGUCUCCGAGGGGAGACUACCGGCGAUUUGCCUCCUUAGAAAGGUACCGGUCGUGA